This is a messenger RNA of Lachancea sp. 'fantastica', 219 nucleotides long. Lineage: Eukaryota; Fungi; Ascomycota; Saccharomycetes; Saccharomycetales; Saccharomycetaceae. The record is from the annotation of a GenBank genome assembly.
AUGAGUUUUUUUACUGUUGUAGCAGCGUUUUUGGCUGUUUCCUUGGUCAGCGUUGUUUUCUGGUUUUUAGCCCCUAAGGAGAACCGGACGGUAUGGAGAAGUACCGUUAUUUUAUCUUUGGCCAUGAUGUUCCUAAUGUGGGCCUUCACGUAUCUCGCUCAAUUACAUCCUUUGGUUGCCCCUCGGCGUUCAGACUUAAGACCAGAGUUUGCCGAGUAA